Molecule: messenger RNA, 1205 nt
Organism: Drosophila ananassae
Lineage: Eukaryota; Metazoa; Arthropoda; Insecta; Diptera; Drosophilidae
Product: farnesol dehydrogenase
Exons: 3
Coding region: 118-849 (243 amino acids)
Source: RefSeq, a predicted model, not a curated record
UCUGUUGGCUUUUGGCUCUUGGCCAUAUAUAAAGCCUUGGCCAAGUUCUAGCUCGACUCAGUUGUGCUCUUCAGCUGGCUAAGAAUCUACAGAGAUAAUCUACAGGAAUCUUCUAGAAUGGAUCGCUGGCAGGAUCGUGUGGCUAUUGUUACGGGAGCUAGUUCUGGAAUCGGAGCAGCUGUUGCCCGGAAACUGGUGGAGGCCGGAGUGGUGGUGGUGGGCCUGGCCCGGAGAGUGGAACGCAUGGAGGCCAUCAAGGAGCAGAUGCCCAUGGAACACCAGGCCCGUUUCCAUACCAUUCAUUGCGAUGUCGGGGACCUGGAUUCGAUAACCGCCGCCUUUGAUUGGGUCGAGGAGCAGUUCGGAGGAUGCGACAUUUUGGUCAACAAUGCUGGCUGCCUCUUUCCGGGCCAACUGCUGACCCUCGACGUGGAGCACCUGCAGCAGACCCUCAAUGUGAAUCUGAUGGGCACCGUCCACUGCACGAGACGCGCCUUCCGCUCGAUGCAGCAGCGGGACGUGGCAGGACACGUCGUCCUUUUGAACAGCCUCACGGGGGAGACGGUCAUCAAUCCGCCGGGCGACGAGCUGCAGGUCCUCAACAUGUAUCCUCUGACCAAGCACGCCAUAAAGGCCCUGCUGGAGGUCCUGCGCCAGGAGCUGAGGGGCUUCAAGACCAAAAUUAAGGUUACGAGCAUCGCACCUGGGAUCAAAUCAAAUCACAUCAUAUGUCACAACAUUUCAAAUCGAUUCAAGUACAAGUCAACUUUAAAUCAGUUGAUGUCAGAGAACUGCACGAAUCACAUUUUUUUUGUUCAUACUCGAGUAAUGAUAGGUUACUCUGAUUGAUUUUAAAAUUUGAUUCAUGUGAACAGAGCGAUCCGAAUGCUUCGUGUCAAUGAUUUGGAACAAUUUUGAAUCACUAUCGCAUCAAUUGGGAAUGAUUUGUUUUGAUUUGUUCAGAAGCAAAGCAAUACCCGAAAAUGAUGUAAAAUCAUACACAUAUGAUUGAUUCUGAUUCGCCUGCUGAGCUUAAUGAGCUUUAAUCUGGAGCCUUUUGAGGCUGUAUCUGGAGCCUAUAUGAGGCUUAAUAUAUUUAUAAGGUUACGUGGAAAUUUGGUUAAACUGAUAGCUUUAAAACUGAGAAACUAGUUUGCGUAGAAACAGGCUGCCAGACGGCAAACGGAAAUUCCUAUAUUGACUCA